This is a messenger RNA of Sardina pilchardus (European sardine), 1759 nucleotides long. Its product is annotated as bone morphogenetic protein 2-like. The transcript is spliced from 3 exons. Gene Ontology annotation, biological process: BMP signaling pathway. Gene Ontology annotation, molecular function: growth factor activity; cytokine activity. The record is from RefSeq and is a predicted model, not a curated record. NCBI's taxonomy places the organism in Eukaryota, Metazoa, Chordata, Actinopteri, Clupeiformes, Clupeidae. Bases 333 to 1724 code for a protein of 463 amino acids. Gene Ontology annotation, cellular component: extracellular region.
CCAGGGCAGGCCAGUCUAAACAGUUAGGUCCUAAAUAUGUCACAACAGGACUUCUCCGAUGUCGACCGGUCCGUCACAUAGUAACUUGCUCUUCUCGUAGGAACUCUCUCUAAUAUCUGUCAUCCAACGGUAACCCCGCGUAACUCGGAUUGUUAGACGGAUAGGAUCGGAUAUUAUGUCAAGGAGGACUCGACCCGGACCCGUUCACUAGGGUGUCGCCGUGGUUCGCUGGAGGCUCAUGUGGAUUAACAAGAAUUGAUGUGUACUUUGGCGGAGCCUAAAGCUGGGACGACGGCCGGGCAGAUCGCUUCCUCCUCGGGAACUCACUGAUCAUGGUCGCCGUGGUCCGAACUCUCAUGGUACUGCUGCUCCAUCAGGUGUUGGUUGGAGGUACGUCCGGACUCAUUCCCGACACCGGCCGACGGAAACACGCCGAGUCAGGAAGACAGACGCCGGGCCAGUCGGAGAGCUUUUUGAACGAUUUUGAGCUCAGACUUUUGAACAUGUUCGGACUGAAACGGCGGCCAACGCCGAGCAAGACGGCCAUCGUGCCACAAUAUAUGCUAGAUCUGUAUCACCUGCACUCGGAAAACGGUGACCAUAGCACGAAGCGGAUGAAACACGUCAUGGCCAGACACGCGGAGACAGCCGCCAGCAGAUCCAACACUAUACGAAGUUUCCACCAUGAAGAGGCCCUAGAGGCCCUGUCCAGUCUGAAAGGCCGGACGACGCAGCAGUUCUUCUUCAACGUGAGCUUCAUCCCGUCCGGCGAGAGCGUCCACGCCGCCGAGCUCCGCCUGUUCCGAGAGCAGGUACUGGACAGCGGCCGCGGUUCCCGUGGCGACGUCGGCGUCAACGUCAACGGCAGCGCGAGCGGCCGGCAGCACCGCAUCAACGUCUACGAGGUGUUCCACCCGGCCGGGAGCAGCGGCGGCGACGGCGACGACGGAGCCGACCACCAGGAGGCGCUAGUGAGGCUCAUGGACACCCGGCUGGUGCAGGACUCCCACAGCCGCUGGGAGAGCUUCGACGUGGGCGCCGCCGUGACCAGGUGGACCUCCGGCGCCGCACCCAACCACGGACUCAUGGUGGAGGUCCUCCACCCAGAAGGGGGCGACGCCGAGACGCACGGAGACGGCGUAAACAACGAUAACAACAACAACAAAAACAGAAGCGGCGGCAGCAGAAGGAGACACGUGCGCGUGAGCCGCUCCCUGCACGGGGGGGACGAGGACUCCUGGGCUCAAGCACGCCCCCUGCUGGUCACCUACAGCCAUGACGGGCAGGGUGGCGGCGGCGCCAACAUGCGCUCGCGGCGGGACAAGCGGCAGGCGGGCGCAGGGGCGGGGGGGCGUCGGGGCGGCGGCGGCGGCGGCGGCUCCGGGGGCAAGCAGCGCAAGAAGCACCCGCGCGCCAGCUGCCGGCGCCACCCGCUCUACGUGGACUUCAGCGACGUGGGCUGGAACGAGUGGAUCGUGGCGCCGCCCGGCUACCACGCCUUCUUCUGCCACGGCGAGUGCCCGUUCCCGCUCGCCGAGCACCUCAACUCCACCAACCACGCCAUCGUGCAGACGCUGGUGAACUCGGUGAACGGGCACAUCCCGCGCGCCUGCUGCGUGCCCUCGCAGCUCAGCCCCAUCUCGCUGCUCUACCUGGACGAGUACGAGAAGGUCAUCCUCAAGAACUACCAGGACAUGGUGGUGGAGGGCUGCGGCUGUCGGUGAUGAGCACGGCCCACUUUUGCGACUCUGGGCCGAGC